CAUGUAUAACUUGCCCCAUAUUUGGCGUGGGUGGAGGGGGUAGGGGGGGCUCACACUCAAAAGAGGUAGCUGUUCUUCCCUUUUAUUCUCUCUCACUUCUUGGUAAGCACUUUCUCUCUUUAACUUCCUUUCAUUUCUCUCUUUAAUUCCCUGAUCUGAAUCUUGGGGUUUUUCAAAGUUCAAAUCUUUAAGAGUUUUUUGUGCUAAUUUUGAGAGAAUUUGUUUCUUUAUUUUGUGGGGUUUUGUCUUUCUUGGAUUUGAUUGGUUCUUUAUUUGUGGAUUUGGAAUGAUUUCAAUCUUUUGGAGUUUGAAGGGGAAGUGAGAAAAGUGUAUUAUAGCUUUGGUGUAUUAGAAAAAAAAAAAAAAAAGAUCCUGUAAGUAUAGUGUUUUGAUGAUGAUGAUAAUGAUGGUGAAAAUGAGCACUAUAUGGUUCUUUUGACCAGAGAAAAAAAGAGUUUCAGAUAAAAGAAAAAGAUGUCUAUGUCCCCCCCUACUGUCAAAUCUUUGUUGUAGUUGUCAAUGAGCAAAAAAGAGAGAAGACAAAAGAGUGCAAAGACUCUUCUUUUCUUUCUCUUUUUUCAUCCACACGCUUCAUUUUUCCUCUCUAAAUGUGAUGCUCCACUUCUAUAUUUAACAUAGUCUUUACUAGUUUUUUUGUUCUUUGACUAAAAGGGUCAGCAAAAAUGCCUAUGUAUUUGCCAUCUUUUGACGUUGGGGGUGGUGGGCAAGUAUUGGAUCUGGAAACUGCUGUUAAAGAUGGGAUUUUGGGUGGUGGUGGUGGGGUGGUUGUUCAUGGUGGUGUUACAGAAAAAAAGUUGAGUUUGAAAAAAAUGAUGGAGGAACUUGAUUCAAUUGAAGUUCCUUCAGUUUUCAUUUGUCCAAUUUCUUUGGAACCCAUGCAAGAUCCAGUUACUCUUUGUACUGGACAAACAUAUGAAAGGUCUAAUAUUCUCAAAUGGUUCUCUUUAGGGCACUUUACUUGUCCCACCACAAUGCAAGAAUUGUGGGAUGAUUCAAUCACACCUAAUAGUACUCUUCACCACCUGAUUUACAGUUGGUUUUCUCAAAAGUAUUUGGCUAUGAAAAAGAGGUCUGAGGAUGUACAAGGAAGGGUUUUGGAGAUUUUAGAGACCUUGAAAAAGGUUAAAGGUGAGGCUAGAGUUCAAGGUUUGAAGGAGCUUAGGCAAGUUGUUACUGGUCAUGAUUCAGCCAAGAAAACAGUGAUGGAAAACAAUGGUGUUAGUUUAAUUACUUCACUAUUAGGUCCUUUCACUAAGCAUGUUGUUGCUUGUGAGGCAAUUGGGAUUUUAGUACACUUGGAUCUGAACUCAGAUGCUAAGGCUAAUUUGUUGCAACCCAAUAAGAUUUCCCUCAUGGUGGAUACGUUGAAUGAGGGAUCCAUCGAUACCAAGAUAAAUUGUACGAAAUUGCUCGAAAUGUUGAUGGAAGGGAAGGAUUCAGAGUGGGAAGUUUUGUCAAGUUUGAGUCUUUUGGUAGGAUUACUUAGACUAAUCAGAGAUAAGAGACACCCAAACGGGGUGGUGUCCGGUCUGAGAUUGCUUAAGUUGAUUUCAUCGCAAGAAUCACUGAGGAACUCGAUUGUUGGUAUUGGGGCAAUCCCCCAAUUGGUGGAAGUAUUGCCCAGCUUGAAUGGUGAAUGCUUAGAAUUAGCCUUGGUUAUCCUUGAAGCUUUGUCUACCCUUCCAGAGGGUGCAUUGGCAUUCAUGGACUGUCGUAGCACCAUUCCGAAUAUGGUCAAAUUGCUCAUGAAGGUAUCAGAGAGCUGCACUCAAUUUGCGUUGUCAAUUCUAUGGGCAGUGUGCAAACUUGCCCCAGAAAAAUGCUCAUCGGUUGCUGUUGAGGCAGGUUUAGCAGCCAAAUUGUUGCUUGUUAUUCAAAGUGGAUGCAACCCUGUGUUGAAGCAACGGUCCGCUGAGCUCUUGAAACUAUGCAGUCUAAAUUACUCAGAGACCAUCUUUAUUUCCAAGUGUAAGCUUACCAAGACAAUGCAAUGAAGGUAACAUGGUGUUGUUCAUACGGUUCAGCUAAUACCCGCAAGGGCAAGGUGCUCAACAGCUCGCGGAAUGUGCGUAUUUGGGCGAGGAGGUACCUACUUGUUGUACAUAGUAAAGAGCUUUAGCUCUCAUGAAAAAGGCUUCAUAAUGUGGAUUAUAGAUAAAUUGCUUAUAUCAGACUAUGGUUUGGUGCCUUCCAUUUGAUCUUUCUGCUGAGGUUUUCCAAUAAAGUAUGGCACACCGUAGUUUCAAAUUUGAUUACCUUGUUGCUACAAAUCAUAUUAGCUGUGUAAAAUGGUGGGGGUGGCAAAAUGGGGAAGAAUGUUCAGCAAAGCUAGUGUUUGAAAUUGUAAUUGUACACAUUUCUUUCGGGAUUUUCCGAGUUUAUCCCAAUUCCCAAAUUUUCCCCAAUUAUUUUUAGGAAGUCCUUGUUGACUUUCACUUCUUUGCUCGAUCGGAAUGUUUCACUCGGGAGUUCUUUUUUUCAUUGCGGAGAUCGUCAUUUGUAAAAAAAGCAACAUUUCCAAUAUGAAAUCAGCAUUCACAAUGGAUUCAAAUUUUUCCUUGUCAA
Messenger RNA from Lycium ferocissimum, 2586 nucleotides. RefSeq names its product U-box domain-containing protein 30-like. The record is from RefSeq and is a predicted model, not a curated record. Gene Ontology annotation, biological process: protein ubiquitination. Gene Ontology annotation, molecular function: ubiquitin protein ligase activity. NCBI's taxonomy places the organism in Eukaryota, Viridiplantae, Streptophyta, Magnoliopsida, Solanales, Solanaceae. The coding region runs from base 684 to 2015 and encodes 443 amino acids. The transcript has a single exon.